GUUUUAAUUAGAUUGAAGUAAUAACAUAUUAACGACCAUGAUAUUGCGCCAAAGUGACAGAAUUUUAUCAGGUUCACGCAUUUAAUCACAUAUUUAAUGUACAAAAUUGUGUAAAUCAAGAGGAUUGUGGUUUUCAGUUUAUUCUCGUCAGAAAACUGGAAUUCUCUGUUUGCAUCACCUGCUUUCAUACUAUUUGUUACCUUAUCGGCUUUUAAUAACUAAAAUGUAUUUGAGUCGAGGACAUCAAAAACUUAUUCAUAUGAUGGAACAAAAUUCAAUGCCGCAGCAUUCCAACCAUCCGAUGUUACCACGUCGACGACCCCCCCGCGUUAAUCCACAUGCUGCUGCUGAUCGUCUUCCUCUAAACGAAGCUGCAAAAAUUGAGAUGGCAUCCUUGCCAAGUAAAACGCCGGUAUCCAUUUUACAAGAAUUAUUAAGUCGCCGAGGUUUAACUCCGAAAUAUGAAUUAGUCCAAAUUGAAGGUGCUAUCCACGAACCCACUUUUCGGUAUCGUGUAACUAUGGAAAAUUCUGUUGCUGUUGGUACUGGUCGUUCUAAAAAGGAGGCAAAACAUGCUGCUGCUAAAGCUUUACUAGAUCUAAUUGUUGGAUACACUAGUGAUGGUGAAAAUAAUUCUGAAGGUCAAACAACUAAUGGGAAUGGUCAAGAUGGAAAUCAUGCAAUUUUAUCGACAUAUGAAGAUAAAGUUGUUGGAAAUCCUAUCGGCUGGUUGCAAGAAAUGUGUAUGUCACGUCGUUGGCCACCGCCAUUUUAUGACAUGGAAAGUGAGGAAGGAUUACCUCAUGAACGCAUGUUUACUAUUGCUUGCCAAGUUUUCAAACAUCGGGAAAUAGGUACUGGAAAAUCAAAGAAAUUAGCUAAAAGACAAGCUGCACAUAAAAUGUGGCAAGCGUUACAAGAUAUGCCUUUGGAGGGUAAUAAUGUGCCACCGACUCUAAUGGAUGAUGAAGAAGAGAGUAAUCAAAAAAUUGGAAAAAUGCUUAAUCGUUAUGCAGAGUUGAAAGAUAGUAAAAUCUCCACAUUAACAACCCCACAUAGCCAUAAAGUUUCGCAAUUCCACAAAAAUUUAAAAUUAUCCACUGGCAAAAAAUUGUCGGAAUUGCAGAAUACUUGUUUGAAUAAUAAAUCAUUCAACUUCGUGCAGUUCCUACAAGAAAUUGCGUCAGAACAACAAUUCGAAGUAACCUACGUAGACAUUGAAGAGAAAUCAAUUUCUGGUAAACAUCAAUGCCUCGUCCAAUUAUCUACAUUACCAGUAGCUGUUUGCUAUGGAUCUGGUUCAACUUCAAAAGAUGCACAGUCAAGUGCAGCACAAAAUGCUCUCGAGUACUUAAAAAUAAUGACAAAAAAGUGAGGUAAAAUUUUUAAUAAUUUUAAGUCAACAAAACAAAAAAAUAUUAAAAAUUAAAAAUAUCAAAAAAAUACCUCAUUUACGUCAUCACACGAACACAAAAAACUCGAAAUUUUUGGCUAAAUAAUACCAAAAAAUACGAAAGCAUUCGAUUUAUGUAU
This is a messenger RNA of Chrysoperla carnea, 1533 nucleotides long. It is a transcript of the gene loqs, whose product is annotated as interferon-inducible double-stranded RNA-dependent protein kinase activator A homolog. NCBI's taxonomy places the organism in Eukaryota, Metazoa, Arthropoda, Insecta, Neuroptera, Chrysopidae. The transcript is spliced from 8 exons. The record is from RefSeq and is a predicted model, not a curated record. The coding region runs from base 224 to 1375 and encodes 383 amino acids.